AUGACAAACACUCAAUUAAGCGGCUCAAUCCUCCCUAUUUCUCUGGCUGCAUUUUUAUUUUACCAAUACUGGCGCCUGACUCGUCGACCUAACAUUCGUCACCCACCGUCCCCGGCGUCACUUCCGUUAGUAGGCAACUUAUUCUCGAUUCCUUCAGGUCAAGAAUGUGCUGCUUUUGCGGAAAUUGGAGAAAAGCUCAAAUCCGACAUUGUUUAUCUUGAAUUAUUUGGCCAGAAAAUCGUCGUCCUGAACUCUGCCGAGGCCGCCUCCGACCUCUUGGAUAAACGUUUGGGGAUUUACUCAGAUCGACCCUCUAUACCAAUGGUUACUGACCCAUCAUUAAUGAACUGGACAAAGAGUGUUUCCUCGGCCAAAUAUGGCGAACUCACGCGUAGCUAUCGCCGCAUAAUGAAUAACUGGCUCAACAAGCGCGCUGUUGUUCAGUUUAAUCCCAUGCAGGAAAGACAGGCUCGAUUGCUCUUGAAAAGCUUGUUAGAUAUCACAAAUCAUUCCGAGCCCUUCCAGGCUGUCAAAAAAGAAUUAUUUUUUUCGGCAGGGUCGUCAAUGCUUCAAGUGGCUUAUGGGUACGAAUCGCAAGGCCCUGACGACCCAUUCUUCACAAUGGCAAAACUCGCAUUCGAACACGCUCUACACGCGGGAAUGCAAACAACAAUGUUACAUAUACCAGACUGGUUUCCCGGAACAGGAUGGAAACGCAUAGGAAGACAAUGGGGAAUAAUGCAAGAAGAAGCAAAGACGAGGCUUUACGAAUGGGCAAAAGAACAGGUUGAUGCCGGCCACGCGCUACUUUCGGGACUGAGUCCCACAGAGACAGAGGAACGAUUGAAAGAGGAUAACGCCAGGCCUAAUAUACCUGGUCACUCACCGGCCGGGAUGGAUACUAGUGCAAAUUUCCUUCUAAACUUUAUAGCUACAAUGGUUUUGCACCCAGAUGUACAACUACGAGCCCAGCAGGAGCUCGACACCAUCCUCGGCCAAGUGACUUUACCAACAAUUAAAGAUCAAGAACGGCUACCGUACAUGAGGAACGUGGUCGAUGAAGUUCUACGGAUGUACCCUGUUGUUCCACUUGGAUUACCCCAUGUAUGCUUUAAAGAUGACAUUUAUCGAGGAUACCACAUUGAAAAAGAGACAAUUGUGUAA
Rhizoctonia solani is the source of this 1164-nucleotide messenger RNA. RefSeq names its product cytochrome P450 family protein. The coding region runs from base 1 to 1164 and encodes 387 amino acids. The transcript has 9 exons. Gene Ontology annotation, molecular function: heme binding; monooxygenase activity; oxidoreductase activity, acting on paired donors, with incorporation or reduction of molecular oxygen. NCBI's taxonomy places the organism in Eukaryota, Fungi, Basidiomycota, Agaricomycetes, Cantharellales, Ceratobasidiaceae. The record is from RefSeq and is a predicted model, not a curated record.